UUGCUCUGCAAAGCGAAAGUAAAUUCACUGUGCGACUUCAGGGUCGUGUACAACUGUGUGUGCAAGAGGUACCAGUUCGGAGCAGUAGCCUACCACGGAUGAGUAGGCUAUGGAUAUGCAAAAUUAUGUUCCCAGGCUAAAUGAAUAUGCACAGAAAGCACGCUUGAAUUUGAGAUAUGAGGACGUCGGUACAGAAGGGCCAGACCACUGUCGGACAUUCACUAUGAGAGUUGUUAUGAAUAAUCAGGUCUAUCCUGAUGGAGUUGGACGGAACAAGAAAGAGGCUAAACAGAAUGCGGCAAAAAAUGCCUUGGAAGCCUUAAUGGAAGAAUCGGUCCAGCAGAAUGAUUCCGUGACCAGUCCACGUGAAUGUCCAUCGCCACUUUCCUUUGGAAGACCUAUCACACAAGCCAACUAUGUUUGCUGGCUCAAUGAGUACUCCCAUAAGAUGAGGCUGUCUAUAAAGCCUAUAGAGUCUGCAAGAAUGGGCCCAGGCAAUACCACACAGUGCUGCAGCUAUGUUGUUGGAGAAAAGCAAUUCCCAGAGGCCUUUGGGAAAACUAAAAAAGAGGCCAAGGAGGAGGCAGCAAAGAUUGUGUAUCAGGAGCUAUGCCGAGAGCAAACCACAGAUGGGAUAGAUGAAAACCACAAUGAGGGUACACCUGUAAAAAACAUGAUGAGUUCAAGUGUUUCUCCUCUCUGUGAAAACUUUGAUAAUCUUACUUUGACGUCAACAAUGGAACUAUCAUCUAUUAAGCAGGAGACAAACUAUAUUGGAAAUCUGAAUACCCACUGCCAGAAAACAAAACUAGUACAUGACUAUAAAUUGGUGGAAAAGAGAGGACAGGCUCACAAUCCUGUAUUUGUUUAUAAAGUGGUCAUUAAUAAAAAAGAAUACCCUCAUGCCGAGGGGAAGACUGCUAAGGAAGCAAAGCAGAAUGCCGCCCAGCUCGCCUGGGAAAGCCUACAGGAGGAGACUGACUGGAACAGCCAGGUAUCUUGUAGGUCAACAGUUUCAGAUGGCAAUACAUCAUCUACUUCUUCUAGUUUACGUGAUUCGCAAGAUAACGAUGAAUCAGACAGAAAGGCUGAAAGUACAAGUGAAUCCAUUAUCUUCAAGGCUACAUCCAGUUGCAGUACCCCCAAGGUGGCUGGCACUCCUGCAGAUGUCAAACCCAAGAGAAAAUUGGCAGUAACCUUUCUCAUGGGCAACAGGAAUUCUCAGGAAAAGGUUGUUUCUCCAUCGAAUGCCAGUUUGGAAACAUCAACAGGAAAGACCACCAACCAGCCUACGAACUCAAGGUUUCUACACGACUAUGACACAAUCCAGCGAAUUGGGAAAGGAGGAUUCGGCAAUGUGUUCAAGGCAAAACGGAAACUUGAAGACAAAUACUUUGCAGUGAAGAUCGUACAGAGUACAAAGAAAGCUCUUCGAGAAGUUGGUGCUUUGGCAGAGCUUGAACACCCCCAUAUAGUUCGCUACUACACCGCUUGGAUUGAAGACACAAAGUAUCAGAGUGAAUCCUCUGACGGCAACAGCAGCACAAACUCUGGCAGUAAUUCCUCUGCACAGUACUUGUAUAUCCAAAUGGAACUGUGUGAAGAGGGAACACUCAGAGAAUGGAUUAAUCAGAAGAAUCAUGAUCGUGACAAGGACCCUAAAAGGGAGAAGGACGCCCUGCGCAUAUUCCGGCAAAUAGUUGAGGGGGUGACAUACAUCCAUUCAAAGAACCUCAUCCACAGAGACCUGAAGCCCUUAAACAUUCUGUUUGGGAAUGACAAAGGAGUAAAGAUUGGAGACUUCGGGCUUGCGACCUUUGCUGAGUGUGACAGUGAUGAAAGCUUGCUCCAGAGGACAAAAAAAACUGGAACAAGGUCUUACAUGAGCCCUGAACAGAUAAACCAGAGUAUCUAUGACCAAAAAGUGGAUAUUUUUGCCUUGGGAUUGAUUUACUUCGAACUUCUUUGGAGGCUUACAACAGCACAUGAAAAGAAAAAAGUGUGGGAAGACGUGAGAGGACACGCAUUUCCAUCCCGGUUCUGUAAUCAGCACCGCUUCGAGCAUAAACUCAUUGAGCGUAUGUUGUCUGAAAAACCAGAAGACAGACCAGAUGCCUCCGAGAUCUCUUCAGAGCUGAUCAAAUACUGCACUAACCUGAAAAAACGGCAGCUUGCAAAUCAAGACUCCAACCGAACUGUGUAG
Molecule: messenger RNA, 2203 nt
Organism: Megalops cyprinoides (Indo-Pacific tarpon)
Lineage: Eukaryota; Metazoa; Chordata; Actinopteri; Elopiformes; Megalopidae
Gene: eif2ak2
Product: eukaryotic translation initiation factor 2-alpha kinase 2
Exons: 20
Coding region: 110-2203 (697 amino acids)
Biological process (GO): protein phosphorylation
Molecular function (GO): protein kinase activity; double-stranded RNA binding; ATP binding
Source: RefSeq, a predicted model, not a curated record